GGAGGUGGUACAGAGCCUUCCUUGGGGAGAAGUCUGCUGCGUGCUGAGGUGUGGGCUGGAACUACCCAGGCCUCGUGAGCCGGGGGAGAGAACACCCAGUUCUGCCCUGAAGAUUGGGGAAAAGGGACAUCCUCAAGGCCAAGACUGUUUUCAAAGGAGAAAGAACUCGAUGCCUGGUCAAGUCUGAGGGCCCUAGACUGAGGCCACAGCUCACAGGAGCAUCCAUUCUGUCUGCUUGAACCCAGACUCUUGCCCCCACUCCUACCUCAUCUUCGGCUCCUCCAGGGACUGCCAUGGACUCAGCAACCAAGGACGAAGUGCAGCCCUCACUUCCCCCCGGCUCUUCCUGCCCAGGGCCUGAGUGGCCAGAGCAGGAGAGGGCGGAGCAGCUUGCCCGAGGAGCAGCACUCAAAUGGGCCUCGGGUAUCUUCUACCGGCCGGAGCAGCUGGCCAGACUGGGCCAGUACCGCAGCCGUGAGGUUCAGCGUACUUGUUCCCUGGAAGCACGCAUCAAGUCAGUGGUGCAGUCCUACCUGGAGGGCGUGAAGACUGGCGUGUGGCAGCUGGCCCAGGCUUCUGAGGCCGUGCAGGGAGCCCGUGAGGCCCUGGGCCAGGCCCAUGGGUUGCUACAGGGUAUGGAAGAGACCACGCAGACCCUGAAACCGCUGCGGGAACAGGUUGCACAGCACAAGCAGCUGCAGGUCCUGUCUCAGCUGCUGCCCCGGCUGUGGGCAGUGCCAGCUGCAGUGGCCCACACGCAGACCCUGAUUGAUGCCCAGCGGCUCUUGGAAGCAUAUGUGUGUCUUCGGGAGCUGGAGCAGCUACAAGAAGAGACAUGGGCCCCUCUGGAGGGCCUGGAGUUGCCAGUCUUUGAGGGGCUGGGCCCUCUGGCUGAGGCUCUUGGCCGGGCAGUGGAAACAGUUGCAGGGGCCGCAGGGCAGCUGGCAAGGGAGGACCCAGCCUUGCUGGUGGCCGCUGUGCGUGUGGCGGAGGUGGAUGCUGGGUACAUGGCCUCCCUAGAGCUGGCCCCCAGGGACUGGCGGCAGCGCUGUCUGCAGGCAUUACAGGAGGGCCUGGAGCGGACCCACUUUGGGACACCUCUUCUUCCUGAGCCAGGGGCCCUGGCAGGGUGGCUGGAAGCCCUGCGGGUGGCUUUACCAGCCGAGUUGGCCAUAGCUGAAGCACUAGUAGCACCCUGCUGCCCACCACACUACAAAGUGGUCCAGCUAUGGGCCCACACCCUGCACAGUGGACUGCGCCGCUGCCUGCAGCAACUCCUGGAAGGGCCCGGACUAGGAGCUGCUGAUGCCUUCACCUUGCUGCACUGGGCACUGCAUGUGUACCUGGGGCCAGAGAUGAUGGGGAGCCUAGAGUUGGGGCCUGAGGCUGAUGUGUCUCAGCUGGAGCCCCUCCUGACCCUGGAGAACAUUGAACAGCUGGAGGCAACAUUUGUGGCCCAAACUCAGGCCAAUGUGACCCAGUGGCUGCAGAGGGCACUGGAUGGGGAGGUAGCUGAGUGGAACCGAGAGCAGGAACCCGGCACAGACUCUUCUGGCUUCUACCACUCACCUAUGCCGGCCAUAGUGUUGCAGAUCCUGGAAGAGAACAUUCGCGUGACCAGCCUGGUCAGCGAGUCACUGCAGCAGCGGGUGCAUGGCAUGGCACUAUCAGAACUGGGCACAUUCCUGAGGAGCUUUAGUGAUGCUCUGAUCCGAUUCUCUCGAGACCACACCAGUGGGGAAGCAACAGCUCCUCAUUACGUGCCCUACCUACUGGCCACCCUCAACCACCAGUCAGCAUUCAGUUCCUCCGUGUCAGGCCUGCAGCCCGAAGGGGCGGCUUCGGGAGCUUUGGCUCCGGUGGGGACAGCGCUGGACGAGUUACAGAGGAGGAUUUGCCGUCUGGUGUUGGAGGCGCUGCUGGCAGAGCUCCAACCCCUGUUCGCGGCUCUGCCCUCACGCCGGUGGCUGUCGAGCCCAGAGCUACUGGACGAUGUGUGCGAGCGGACAGCGCGCUUCUGCCAGGAGUUUAGGCGCGUGCGGAAUCCUGCGGCCCAGCUGCUCCUGGCGGAGGCAGAACGUAUGGUGGUACUGCAGUACCUACGUGCGCUGAUGCAGGGCCGCCUAGUGUGCCGAGGAGCCCACGAGAGGACCCAGGUGGCCGAGCGACUGCAGCACGACGCGGCCCAGCUUCGGGAGCUUUUCCUUGGUUUGGGCCUGGAGGAGAGUGUUCAGUGCGCACCAGUGCUCCUCGCUCUGCGGGAUCUGUUGAACCUCCGCGACCCCAUGCUGCUUGGCCUCGAGGUGGCGGGUCUACGACAAAAAUUUCCCGACGUGAGUGAGGAUCAUAUCUCUGCCCUCUUGGACCUGCGCGGGGACGUGUCACGGGAGCAGCGCCUGGCCGCACUCAGCUCCUUGCAGGCCGGCCCGCAGCCCUCGCCCUCUGCCGGUCACCGCGCACUCUUCAGCCUCGUCCCAGCACCUACUCCUGCGCUAUCCUCUUGCCUUCCCUCGGGGCCCUGUGCCUGACGCCCGGCUGCCCUCCGGAUACAGGGAUGGCCCCCAGAGGCCUGAAUUGUGUAAUGGAGAAGGGGGUAUAAAAUAAAAGUGUGAUUGGGACGCCUGGGUGGCUCAGUGGGUUAAGCCUCUGCCUUCAGCUCAGGUCAUGAUCUCAGGGUCCUGGGAUCGAGUCCCGCAUCGGGCUCUCUGCUCAGCAGGGAGCCUGCUUCCCUCUCUCUCUCUGCCUGCCUCUCCAUCUACUUGUGAUUUCUCUCUGUCAAAUAAAUAAAUAAAAU
Messenger RNA from Mustela lutreola (European mink), 2794 nucleotides. It is a transcript of the gene EXOC3L1, whose product is annotated as exocyst complex component 3 like 1. The transcript has 14 exons. Bases 294 to 2528 code for a protein of 744 amino acids. NCBI's taxonomy places the organism in Eukaryota, Metazoa, Chordata, Mammalia, Carnivora, Mustelidae. Gene Ontology annotation, cellular component: exocyst. The record is from RefSeq and is a predicted model, not a curated record. Gene Ontology annotation, molecular function: SNARE binding. Gene Ontology annotation, biological process: exocytosis; exocyst localization.